Molecule: messenger RNA, 1340 nt
Organism: Syngnathus typhle (broad-nosed pipefish)
Lineage: Eukaryota; Metazoa; Chordata; Actinopteri; Syngnathiformes; Syngnathidae
Gene: aven
Product: apoptosis, caspase activation inhibitor
Exons: 6
Coding region: 43-996 (317 amino acids)
Biological process (GO): negative regulation of G2/M transition of mitotic cell cycle
Source: RefSeq, a predicted model, not a curated record
GGUGCUACACUUAAAGACGUCCGGCUGUCAAAUCAGACUGUCAUGGACGGUAGACCGAAUAGAGGCAGAGGAGGAGGUUGGAAAAGAGGUGGCCGCGGUGGAAACGAUGGCGAUAAAUGUGGCAGUGAUCACAGAGGAAGAGGCAGAGGAGGUCACCACCGUGGCCGGGGCAGAAAAGAUUAUCAUCGCGGUCGUGGACGUGGAGGAGAUGCAAAUGCAGCGGAAUUCCAACACUGGAAUCAAGUUGAGCGUGACGCUCCUGAAGAAGCUCACAGCGUCGUUUUCUCCAGGAGGAAACUGCAGUCCAACUGGGACCGUUAUGAGGACUCGGAGAAGCAGGAAAUCCCUGACAAUAUGCCCACGAUUAGAGGAACUGACUACCAUGUCCUUUUGGGCGCCGCAGGGGAUUGCUUCACUCAAUUCCGCUUUUCUGAAGAAAAAGACUGGGAGACGGAUACAUCUUCAUCCACUCAGAUGUCGACUUUGUUUGUGGACCUCCCAGCAUUGGCUCAGGUUCUUGAACAAGUGCCUCUUCAUCAGAGGCUCAACUUGGAAGCUGAGCUAGUUCAGGUUUCAACACCAGUCAACUUGCCCACAACGACUUUGGCCUCCAAACAGGAGACGGCCAAGCUGCCCUCAUUAACACCAUCGGCCGUACCUUCAAAAGACCCGAGCACCAAGACUAUAAGCUUUGUUGCCAGCUCCGACUCGAAGGCUCCCUCGAGUGUUGUUACGGCCUCGGCGGACGAGCUGGAUGACGAGCUGGACCAGCUGCUCACUUUAGCGAAACCACUGAACCCUGCCUCGGGAGACCAGUCUGUCAACGUUGAAAGCGCUGUUGUGAUGAAAGAUUGUGACACAGUCACUGAGGUACAAACCGAAGAGAAGAUGGAGGAGCCCGAAGACAACAUUACCGCACCCCCUGAGUCCGCUUCUGUCAAGCAGGAAAUGACUGAGGAGGACUUGGAGGACUGGUUGGACAGUAUGAUCUCCUGACCAUUGCAGAGAUGUAGAACAUGGAAAGAAAAGGAGCUACAGGAAAAAACCUGCAGGAGUGAACCCCCCUCCAAAACAUCCAUGGUAACGUCUCUUUCAAAAGGUUUUGCUUUUGUCUAAAAUACUGUCGGGGCUGCGUGCAAACAAGUAGCCACUUGCCUCGCCUAGUUGCAGUGCCCUAGCUCCGGCCGUGGUUGUCAUGGUAACAAACGGCUUUUUACAUCUUGGGGGGGAAUGCACAAGGGGAUUAGCUGGUGAAAGUGACGAGUCAUGCUUUAUUGCCUCAAUUAACUUUAUUCAUUUCCGUCCUCGUUCACAUCAAUGCAAAACUACUACGUGUGUGU